Molecule: messenger RNA, 850 nt
Organism: Aphanomyces invadans
Lineage: Eukaryota; Oomycota; Saprolegniomycetes; Saprolegniales; Verrucalvaceae
Exons: 2
Biological process (GO): mRNA 3'-end processing by stem-loop binding and cleavage; mRNA transport
Cellular component (GO): cytoplasm; histone pre-mRNA 3'end processing complex
Molecular function (GO): histone pre-mRNA stem-loop binding; mRNA binding
Source: RefSeq, a predicted model, not a curated record
CAAUGAAGCGGUCCGUUGGGGCAGGCACGUCGACCGGCACGGGCAUGUCCACACGGACCCGGAGUCCAGAGCGCAACGAUGAUGGUGAUAAUCACAAGCGUUGCCGCCUUUCUAACUUGACGUCGAAUAAGAAAUCGCUGAACUCGACCCCCCACGACAUCACGUCAAGGAGAAGCAUAGGGACGGCGAAGACACAUACUAGCCAAAUGAUGCAACGCGAGACUGACGAACGCAAACUCGCUCAACGCCAAAAGCAGAUCGACUUUGGCAAAAACACAAUUGGCUAUGAUCGAUACCUUCAGAGUGUUCCCAAAACAUCACGACAAUUUGGAGUGCAUCCUUCCACUCCAGACAAGUAUGCUGUGGCUAGCAAGCGCGCAUGGGACGGCCGAAUCCAAGCAUGGCGAAGGCAUUUGCAUUUGUAUGACCCCGAAGCGACCACCCCAGCUCCUCGAUCCGCUUCCUCUGCACCCCCCAUGACUGCUGUUCCUUCCCAUGACACUGCAACAACACGACAGUCAGAAUCAGCACUUCCUCGGGCGACUUCUUCACAAGCUCCGGCACCUCGCACCGUCCAAGCUUCUCUUUUCGAUGCAUUUGACGACGAUACUAAAGCCCCAUCCGAAAUUGUCGACGAAGACGACUUGCUGUAGAAGUGGAAUGUUCAAGUGAACAUGGCGAAUCGAUCGUUGGUGGAAGAUGCCACUUCGGAGACGCUCAAACUCAAUCGUUCACGUCGAGUAAACUAGCGACGUGUGGUCGAGAGUCGAAACAUUCCUCUACGAGGGAUGCUGCGUGGGCCUGGGUGUGUGUUACAAUGUUUUAUAAAAGGCUGCACGAUGCCAUGGAC